AUGCGAUUCGGAUUUUAUUAUUUUACAAUAAACAGAGAGAUAGAUGAUGCACUCUGGUUAACAGAAACUAGGUGUUUCGAUAUCAUAAGAGAUAAGAUAAAGUUAGAUGCAAGUGAAGUAAUAGACAAUCAAUAUCCUUUGUUUUAUUGGCCUGCAAGAGCACUUUCUAUCCUAUUGGAAGAGAAACAAUAUGAUAUUAUUCACUCGUUGUUAGACAAUAGGAGUAGAACAUCGUUGAAAUACUGCUUUUUCAAUGCUGAGGUUGUUGAUGCUGCCAUCCGUCACGAUGCACCACUCACUUUGUUAGACAAGAUUGGUCAACACUUUAUAUACUCAAUCACUUACCGUGCUUAUCUGACCGCUGCCGAGAUUGGUCGUGUCGAUGUAUUGCAAUGGAUGCGUACAAAUCGUAAGGAGAUAGAACUACCUUUGUCAACCGCUGAUAUUGCUGCUUCAAAUGGUCGUUUAAAUGUAAUGCGUUAUCUCAAUGAGUGCAAUGCAACCUUUACAAGUAAUACUCUGGAUUGUGCAAUCAAAGCUGGUCAUAGAGUCAUUAUCGAUUAUUUGGUAAACAAUAGAACAGAGGGAAUGAUAUCGGACGAUACUAUUGAUCUUUUGGCAAAGAACAAAGAGUAUCACGAACUGAUAACCAUUUUAAUCAAUAAGAAAGAAUUGAAUGCUAAAUACAGUUUGAAAGCAUUUAGAAGAGCUGUGAAACAUGGAAAUCUAAAGCUAUUAAAGCUAUUGUUUGAGAAUUCCAAUGUUGGCAUUGGAAAUAUACCAGAACAGAUCGAUGUGGCAAUGGUUGAUGCGUUGAAAACUUCAAUUAAAUAUUCAAUAAGAGAAUGUUUUGUUUAUAUCUUGGAGCAAAAUGACCGUUACAAGACGCAGGCAAAACAGUUGGUAAAUGAUUACAAAGUACCGUUCAAGUGUCACUCAACGGAUAGUAACGAGAUAGAGUUCUACAAGUAUCUAAAAUCACAGAGCUAUACGAUGGAUAGAGCGAUAAUGAUGAAUGUCGCAUCGAUUGGUAACGUUAAAUUGAUGGAGAAUGUGCUGAAGGACAUGGGUGGUCCUAUUUUCGACGGUGGAAAUCGACUGGAUAAACAAGAAAUGGAAUGGAUAAUAACUUGGGCAAUAAGAUCUGGAAAUACUGAUAUGGUAUUGUAUUUGUACGAUAGAUUCUCAAAGGAUCAUCUACAAUACAUGGUCAGUGGAAUCAUGUUGGGAAUAUCAAAAGAUGUGACACAGUUUCUGUUCCAAACCUAUAAGGAUUUGACCAAGAGUACAUUCCUUAUGCCGGCUUUCUACUAUGGUUGCCUAGAUAUCGUAAAAUAUUGUUUCAAGAAGACCGGAUAUCAUAGUGAUAAGGUUAACCAUUAUUUACAGCUUGCUGUUGACAAUAACCAAUUCGAGGUAUUUCAAUAUGUGGUGGAGUUGCUCAAUAUCAAGGUUGGAUAUACAUUGUUAGUUGGUACACUUUCAAAGAAAAACUCUUGCAAACUGAUUGAAUUUGCUCACAGGAAUCUGUAUUAUAAAGGACUUGACAUCGUUAUGAUACCGAGAUAUCACACAGCCAUCCAAACCACUUAUUUAAUAGGCAAAGUGAGAUCGGAAAUCAUGGGUACACAUCAAAAGACACAGAAAGAAACCAUAAGCAUCACAGUGUCAUGUAUAAAGAAUCUUACUCAUUUGAAGUUGUUGGGAUCCGAGUGGUUUGGUACGGCUAUUAAUUGUAACGUUCAAAUAGAUGACUUUACAUUCGAUAUAUUGGUUAAAUCAAACCGGUUGGAUGAAAUUGUUUAUCUUUUCGAGGAAAUGAAGCCUCCUGCCGACGAUGUAGUUCAAACAAGUAUGUGGGAAUCCCUCUUUCUUGGGCAUGCAGAGUUGUCAAACUUCAUUAUCGACUAUCUCUUGGCGAAGUAUCAUCCAAUAUUCCCAACAGCGAUCUACAAUGAUCUAAUGAGGAUUGUUAACUCACUUUCAAGUAGCAACGACACCAAACUUCAUCAUCAACUCUAUCAUCAAAUCAAAUCAAGAUUAAGUAGUGAUGACAUUAUAUCCAUUUUAAAUUAG
This is a messenger RNA of Heterostelium album PN500, 2076 nucleotides long. RefSeq lists its product as uncharacterized. Lineage: Eukaryota; Evosea; Eumycetozoa; Acytosteliales; Acytosteliaceae. The transcript is spliced from 3 exons. The coding region runs from base 1 to 2076 and encodes 691 amino acids. The record is from RefSeq and is a predicted model, not a curated record.